Molecule: messenger RNA, 2695 nt
Organism: Vidua chalybeata
Lineage: Eukaryota; Metazoa; Chordata; Aves; Passeriformes; Viduidae
Gene: MXRA7
Product: matrix remodeling associated 7
Exons: 7
Coding region: 104-955 (283 amino acids)
Source: RefSeq, a predicted model, not a curated record
AAGCCGGCCGAGAGCCGGCCCAGCCCCGCCGCCGGCCGAGCGCUGCCCGCGCACCCCCCGCGGCCGCGCAGUCGGGUCGGGCGGGCUCCGGCGGCAGGGCAGGAUGGACCUGGCCGUGGACCUGUACCUGGCCGUCCCGCUGCUCUUCACCCUGCUGGCCCUCGUCCUCGCCUCCGUCUUCCUGAGGCUGCGGGGAGGCGGCGGCGAGCGGGCGGCGGAGCGGCCCCGGGAGCCCGCGGCGGAGCCGGCUCGGGAGGGCGGCCCCGGGGGAGAAGAGGCGGCAGCGGCACCGGCCACGACCAAGGGGCCGGAGGACGAGGGGAGCCGGGUGCCGGUGGAAGAGGUCGGAGUGGGCAACGAGGGGAAGGAAGCGGUCGCAGAGCAGCGGGAGGCGGCGGCGGAGCCGGGCCCCGCGGCCGAGCCCAGCCCCGCGGCGGCCGAGAGCAUCCCCAGACAGCCGCCCGCAGAGCCCCGGCAGCCGUCCGAGGAGCCCCGGCAGCCGCCCGCGGAGCCCCGGCAGCCGCCCGCGGAGCCCCGGCAGCCGUCCGAGGAGCCCCGGCAGCCGUCCGAGGAGCCCCGGCAGCCCGGGCACCGGGAGGAUGCGGAGAGCAAGAUCCCACCAUUGGGUGCCUCGCCUGGACCCAGCCUCGGGCACAGAGGACAAGCAGAGGACACAAGUGGCCACGAAGCACUUUCCAGCCAUGCAGAGGAGGAAGAGGUGGACUCAGAAAACGAGAAGCUGGUGGUGAGAGAGCCGGAGGAUGAGGAUGCUGCAGAUGAGAAGUUUUCUUUUAAAUACAGUCCUGGAAAGCUAAGGGGAAACCAGUACAAGUCAAUGAUGUCCAAAGAAGAACUAGAGGAAGAACAAAGCUUUUCAUUGCAGGCCUCGCAGGUGGUGCAAGGGGGCAGGGCUGCUGCCAGGAUUGAGCUGACCUCUGAUCUCACAUCUCUGUAGCAAGUACCUUAGGUCCUCGGCCACAAACAUUCUUGCAAAUCUUUUUGACCUGAAGACUAUAUGAAGUUGUCCCUAGCCUCCUCCUAAAGGCAUCCCUUGGCAUCAUUAAAGGCUUGAGAGAAAUACCAAAACCAACCAAACACACCCAUAAGAGAAAUCCAUAAACCCUCAAAACUUGGGAUCCCAUCUUGGUCUGAAGUUGAGUUCUUCAAAAACUCCUGUCAAGUUUGAGGAUAUCCUAUUGUGUGGCUCCACGGACUAGGGCUGGGCCCAAGCAGUGACCUGAGUUAUGUUUGGGGGAUUGGGAAGAGCCUUCCUCCCUCUCCCCCAAACAAAACCCAAAGUGAACACUAAAUAUGCAACAAGUCAAUUAGUUGUGUUUGCUGCAUAUAUUAGGCCAUGAAAUCCAUGUUGUUCCUUUCCUGGGGUGGGCAAACCAUAGCUCUGCUCUCAGACCAGCUGGGACCUUGUACCAGAAUCUCAAGUUGUUUUGUCCUGGGGUCAAACUCCUCUGUAUUGCUGGGGGCUGGUAACUGCCUGUGAUUGCCAGUGUUGUACAAAGCUGCUUUACUCUGAAGGGUGGAGGGACAAAGUGGGGUCCAUGUGAGGCAUGGCAGAUGAUGGCUGAGCUGACCCAAAUCUUGCUUCUGUAGUUAUUUUAGCAGAGAGCUGAUUCUGUAGGUACACAGGAUACUCAAGAAGUGAUGAAGUUUGAUAGUUUAGCUGUUCUGCUUGCGGUGGAGAGACUACACUUUGGCUGCUGUUAUUUUCUGCAUCCUCACUUUUCCCUACUCCACUUCCCAAGAGGAGAGACCCAAGGAGACAGCUAUGGCAUCAGGGGUUCCCUCUGGCUCAAGAUGAGAUAGUGGAGGUCCCGGGAGAGGCACACUCCCCAUUCCUCUGCCUGCUUGCUGUUCCAGUGCCCUCCUCUCUUGCUGGUCCAUGGGAGCCAGAGCUCAGCGUUGCCCCUCAGCUCUGUCACACAGAGCAGAUGAAUUUGGCUGGGCACAUACUCUGUUUUAAAUCAAAGCCAGCUGGUUUUUGAGAGAGAGAAGAGAGUCCAAGUCCUUUAGUGAUGUUGUAGAAACACCAGGCUGGGUGGGGAUGUGUCCUCCAAAGCUUCUCUGUCACUGCCUCUUGGCUAACACUGCAAACAUAUCAGGAACCCAACAGGCUGUUUUUUUUUCCCCCUUUGAAUUCCUGUGCAGACAAUACUUGAAACCUUGUACACAGUUGUCCUUUCCAGCGCCUGGGGUUGGCAAACUCUUCCUAAAUGGGCUUGUUUAAAGAGCAGCAGGAGGCUUCAGCUUUAGAAGAGGCUGGGCUGCCCCCUCCCAGCCGACAACUGCAAGCGUGUUCAGUGGUUUGCAUAUGAAUUUAGGCACAUCUGGACCCUCUGCUUCAACAUCCUGCUGGUACAGCCGCUGUCUCUCCUCGGUACUGGCUGGCUGACUGUGUCCCAAGCACCCAACUAUGCAAAGAAUGCCUUAUAUCCGUUGUGUUUAAGUUACAUGGCAAUAUGUACAUCCAGCAAAGUUGGUAGUUAAGUCCAGAUUUUUGCUAAUGGCAGCAAGUCAAACUCUUUCUUCAACUCAAAUGUCUGUCUGGUUAUUUUUUACUUUUGUUUGGUUUUGUUUGUUUUGUAUCUGACGGUGGCUCUUAUACAAAGGACUGUAAUUCUAGUGGCUUGAAUCUGUAAAAAUUGCCUUUGUUUGGUCCAAUAAACCUUUGAAUAGUUUA